AUUGGAAACGCACGUUUGGAGCGCAUUGCCGUCGCAGCACUACUUGUUUUUGUCAACAGCAGCUUCAGACAGAGCGGUCUGUCUCAUUGAACUUAAACAUGUCUAUAUUCACGCCAACAAAUCAAAUACGGCUGACUAAUGUGGCGGUGGUGAGGAUAAAGAAAGGCGGGAAGCGCUUUGAAAUCGCGUGCUACAAGAAUUCAGUGAUGAGCUGGAGAGCAGGAGCAGAGAAAGACCUGGAUGAGGUUUUGCAGACACACUCAGUGUUCGUUAAUGUGUCCAAGGGUCAGGUGGCUAAGAAGGAUGACUUGACAAAGUCUUUUGGGACAGAUGAUCAGACGGAAAUCUGUAAAGAGAUCCUCACCAAAGGAGAGCUCCAGGUGUCAGACAAGGAGAGGCACUCUCAGCUGGAGACCAUGUUCAGGGACAUUGCGUCUAUCGUGGCAGAGAAGUGUGUGAACCCCGAGACGAAGAGGCCGUACACAGUCAGCCUCAUCGAGCGGGCGAUGAAGGACAUCCACUACUCUGUGAAGGCCAACAAGAGCACCAAGCAGCAGGCUCUGGAAGUGAUCCGGCAGCUGAAGGAGUCCAUGGAGAUCCAGAGGGCCCACAUGAGGCUGCGCCUGGUGCUGCCAGCCAAGGAGGCCAAGAGGCUGAAGGAGAAGCUGAAGCCGCUGCUGCAGGUGGUGGAGAGCGAGGACUUCGACGAGGAGCUGGAGAUGGUGGUUCUGGUGGACCCCGGCUGCUUCAGGGAGAUUGACGAGCUGAUCCGCUGUGAGACUAAAGGCCGGGGGUCUCUGGAGGUCCUCAAUCUGAAGGAUGUGGAGGAGGGAGAGGAGAAGUUCUAGGAACCCCCCCCCCCAUCAGGACUGUCAUCCACACUGACACGCUUCACCCCCCCUCACAGACUGUAUCUCUGAGGGACUAUAUUUUUGAGGAGACUCUUGCAAAGUUCAGCCAAUCCUGUUCCAGAGUGUUUAAACAGAUGUGUUUAACUGAAGGAAAGGUUUUUGCCAGAUGUGCGUGCUCGGUGGAAUGUAUUUUGAAAAUUAAUUUGAGUAUGUAAAUUAAUUUGUUACAUUUUACUGAAAAAGUAAAAGCUCUGGCCUGCAGUGACUUAUUUAUUCAGCUUCACAAACACAACUGUCAGACUGUGUGCCAUAUAGUCACGCUCUAUAUCCCAGUGUUAUGGAUAAUUACCUUAACCCAAAAACGUAUAUUUUGUCAUAAUGAAUGAUCUUUCUCUCUAACAAAUAAAUAUAUUAACUUGA
Trematomus bernacchii (emerald rockcod) is the source of this 1271-nucleotide messenger RNA. It is a transcript of the gene sbds, whose product is annotated as SBDS ribosome maturation factor. The transcript is spliced from 5 exons. Bases 99 to 848 code for a protein of 249 amino acids. Lineage: Eukaryota; Metazoa; Chordata; Actinopteri; Perciformes; Nototheniidae. Gene Ontology annotation, biological process: ribosome biogenesis; cytosolic ribosome assembly. The record is from RefSeq and is a predicted model, not a curated record.